Molecule: messenger RNA, 1641 nt
Organism: Periconia digitata
Lineage: Eukaryota; Fungi; Ascomycota; Dothideomycetes; Pleosporales; Periconiaceae
Source: the annotation of a GenBank genome assembly
CCUGAAUUUAGCCAAAUAGCACUUGAGAGCACGGCGGCUUACGCAUCCAUCCCGAAACUUGUUUUCACAACCAAAGUCGGUACUCUGCAGCGGAUGUAACAGGAUUGAGAAUUGCGCAAUGCAGCAUUUCAAAUCCGACGUUUUAGCAAACUCCAAAAGUGUGACCAUGUUGUCGCACCAAAGUAUAGUAAUCUUGACAAACACUUGAUGCUGACUACACGCAGACCGAUGACGUAUCGUGCUACUUUGGGGAACCAUCUCGUUACCAAACAAGUGGCAGUGAUUUGUUUCUAGAUGGAAUCUUAAAGAGUGAAAAUGAAGUGGGACCAGAAACUUCGAUUUCUAAUGCUGCCGACUUCGACCGUGGGGCGACUCCACAAAUAUUAUCAACUAACAUUCACUAGACCACGUAUAUAAGUAUACUCCCGCAGACAUGGCAUCAAGAUCAAUUCUAUUAUAUAUCACCCCAUACUCAUAACAUCUUUCUCAAACUUUCCCGCAAGAUAGCAAAGAAUAUCGAACGUCUUCACAACCGUCAAAAUGUCUGAAUCAAAGCUUUUCCAACCCCUCAAGCUGGGGAACCUCCAGUUGAAGAACCGCGUGGCUAUGGCACCCCUGACUCGCUUCCGCGCCGACGAUAACCAUGUGCCACUACCCAUGGUAGCAGAGUACUACGCUCAAAGAGCUUCAGUACCGGGAACACUCCUUAUCACAGAAGCAACAUUCGUAUCGCAGCAAGCAGGCGGGUACCCCAAUGUCCCAGGGAUCUUCACACAAGCGCAAAUCGAUGGCUGGAAAGCCGUCACAGAUGCAGUCCACAAGAAAGGAAGCUUCAUUUACCUGCAGUUGUGGAGUUUGGGUCGUGUAGCGAGCCUAGUCCAAGCCAAAAAGGAAGGUAUCACGAUUCAGAGUUCCAGCGCUGUCCCUCUUGUAGAGGGUGAUCCAGCACCCAAGGAGAUGACCAAGGAGGACAUCAAGGCAGCCAUAGCAGAUUUCGCACAAGGUGCAAAGAACGCUAUCGCAGCUGGCUUUGACGGUGUUGAGAUUCACGGUGCCAAUGGCUACUUGGUUGACCAGUUCAUCCAAGAUACCGUCAACAAGCGUACAGACGACUAUGGUGGCUCUAUCGAGAACCGCUCUCGUUUUGCCAUUGAAGUCACCCAAGCCGUUGUAGAUGCCGUUGGUGCCGAGAAGACCGGUAUCCGGUUAAGCCCUUUCAGCACUUUCCAGGGCAUGCACAUGAAGGAACCCGUGCCGCAAUUUAGCGACGUCAUCAAGAAACUCGCCCCAUUCAAUCUCUCCUACAUUCAUCUCGUCGAGUCGCGGAUCUCUGGAAAUGCCGACAUCGAAGCUACCGAGAAGCUUGAGCCGCUUAUGGAGCUUUACAAGGGCCCUAUGCUUAUCGCAGGCGGUUUCAAACCUGACUCCGCAAAGACUUUCGUGGAUGAGGAGCAUUCCAACAAGGACAUCGUAGUUGUUUUUGGUCGCUACUUCAUCAGCACUCCGGAUUUGGUUUACAGGCUGGAAAAGGGGAUCCCGUUGAACGAGUACAACCGGGACACGUUCUACAACGCAGGAUCGGAAACGGGAUAUAUUGAUUACCCUUUCAGCAAAGAGUUUCUCGCUGAAUCCAAGGCAUGA